GCGCGCGCAGUUACAGCCAAAGUCCUACUUCUUCCCGAGUUCCAAAACUGUACUAGAGUGAGCUGCUACAUUAGCAUGCCCACUGGCGAGCUUCAAACAUCCGAAAUCUUGAGAUCAAUCCUCGAAAUAGGUAACAAGUCUUUGUUUGUGCCUAAGGUUACCCAGACUGGUGCCAUGGAAUUCUUAAAGGUGGAAAAUCAGAGUGAUCUUGAUGCUUUACCGUCUGGAAAAUGGGGCAUCCGCGAACCUUCUUAUGAAUCGGAUACAGGUCCGCGUUUGAACGCUAUGGAAGCCGGCUUGGAUCUAAUUCUAGUACCUGGCGUUGCAUUCGACCGUUCAAUGUCGCGUCUCGGGCAUGGAAAAGGUUACUACGAUAGGUAUAUUGCACGUUACAUAGCCAGUGGAAGACCUCGUCCCCUAUUAGUAGCGUUAGGAUUGCGUGACCAGUUACUGGAUUCAACUAUUCCAGUUGGGGAGCACGAUUGUAAAAUGGAUAUGAUUAUUACGCCGGAGGAAGUGAUACAUCGAUGA
Molecule: messenger RNA, 531 nt
Organism: Lentinula edodes (shiitake mushroom)
Lineage: Eukaryota; Fungi; Basidiomycota; Agaricomycetes; Agaricales; Omphalotaceae
Exons: 5
Biological process (GO): tetrahydrofolate interconversion; folic acid-containing compound biosynthetic process
Cellular component (GO): mitochondrion
Molecular function (GO): 5-formyltetrahydrofolate cyclo-ligase activity
Source: RefSeq, a predicted model, not a curated record